Molecule: messenger RNA, 2883 nt
Organism: Triticum aestivum (bread wheat)
Lineage: Eukaryota; Viridiplantae; Streptophyta; Magnoliopsida; Poales; Poaceae
Exons: 2
Coding region: 1-2112 (703 amino acids)
Biological process (GO): ribosomal small subunit export from nucleus; protein export from nucleus; ribosomal large subunit export from nucleus
Cellular component (GO): nucleus; cytoplasm
Molecular function (GO): nuclear export signal receptor activity
Source: RefSeq, a predicted model, not a curated record
AUGGAGUUCCGGCAUGUUAGCAAGCUCAUCGACCUCUUCAUUCUUCCGUUGGUCAAGUGCUGCCCUCGUGAGCUGUUGGGAGAAUGGAUUUUGAAGCUCUUACUACCCUUGCUCAGUGAAUGUGGGUACGCACUUUCUGACGCGUGGUUCAGUCUUCUAAAUGAAGGCCAGGGUCAUGACCUCCCUUAUUUAGCUCACUCCUUCGGCUAUCUUGGUGGGUCGGAGGAAAGAGUAAAGAAGUUAGAAGGUUGUCUACUGCUUGACAUGACUCGCAAAGUCUCCAAGUUGCUUGGGGUUCUAGCAUCCGUGGAACCAAAUGAUGCGCUUAUGCGUUUGGACCUGCUUCCUGGCAUUACGGUGAAGACCGCUUCAUUGUGUGAUUCGAAGUGUGCAGCAACUUACUCUGUGGUUGGAUAUACUAUACUUGAUGAUUGGUUUAUCAGAAUGUUAAACAUGAACCUUUUUGGGUCAUGGGUUGACGGUGAAGCAACGAUGGACGCUCUUCCCUUCUGUCAUGCUUUGGUCCAAGUUGCUGUCGCUACAAAACAUGUGAAACUCAGACGGUUAAUCGUAGAUGCUAUGCUUCCAGCUACAAUUAAGCGUCUCUGUGACGAUCUUCCAUGUGCGGUUCAGCAGACAAUCAGAAAGUUAAGUUGCCAGCUGAACCCAAGCAAGAGCAAAACGGCUACCGAAGAUCUUUGGGUCCUAUGUGAAGCGAUUUAUAAAGUUUUUAUACAAAACCCGGAUUUCACUAUUGAAGAUCCAGACCGUGAGAACACAGUUGACCGGUUUAAAGAUUGGUUUUCAAGGCAAAAGCAAGAACUUCUUGUGAAAGCAUCUUGUCCUAUUCCAGCGGAUUUUCCUGUCAAUAUGUGGAAUUGGGAGCUUGAAGACGAAUUUCAAAGGUACCUCCCUACCUAUGUUGACAUAUUGUAUGAAGCUGAUGCAAUGGAUUGUUCAGAGUAUGAAUAUCCAUGCCAGUCUACGCUUUUUGAGAAACUGAGGCCUGAAUUUAGAUUAAAACAUGGCAUUAGCAACAGUCUGGAUGAUCAUGUUAGGAUUAUACGUGAUAUGGUGUAUCGAAAAUUACCCGCAGCAUGGUCUGAGAUGCAUUCCCAUCAAAUGGACGAAUGGCUUUGUAAACUAAUUUCCUUGAAACCUUACCUUACACACUCUAAUAAACGCCAUAGUGCCAUGGCUCGGCUUAUGGAAGACUUGCCGAUUGAUGCAAAGCUUUCUCCAUUGGACGUGAAAGAUGCGAUUGCUACUUUUUACAAUGUCAUAUUGUACUACUUGGAACCUAAGUUUCAUCCUCUAAUACGGGAGGGUCAAAAGGACUUCCUUAUAAAGAUAGCUCAUCAGUUUAAUUUUGCACAAGAGGCCAAUUCGUGCAAGCCCCUCGAGCCGGAAUUCAUAGAUUCUCCUGGCCAUUUGCAGCCUUACGCAUGUGAAUACAUCUAUAGAAUGAAUAUAUAUUGCAAUUAUUUUGAGGCAAGAGAACAUGUCCGUCUGCAUCAGGAGUUUGACCAAUAUUUGGCCUCAGGGGAACUGGACGAUAAUGUCUAUAAGUUUAAUUCUUCACAUGAUAAGUCUGUUCUGCAAUUUGCUGAGAAACACGUUGUGAAAAGUCGGUUUGGGAAGCUUGACCAUAAGCUCAUGAAAUUAUCUUUGGAUGAUCGAGCUCACAUUGUGCACGCGCAACGUCAAAUUUAUACUUAUUGUGAAAACUUGAGAGACAUCCUCGCGAACAAGGAGUUGAAUGUGAGCAUCCAAAAACUGAGGAACAAGCUAGAGGAGGAAGGCUUUUUCGACGUCGAUAACGAUUCUAUCGACUGGGACAAGCCAUGUUUUGUAUCGCUUAUAGGCAGAUUUAAGCAGCUGGUUUUCAAAGGACAUGGCUGCCCCAGACAUGUUGUUGUUCAAGGAAUUAUGGAGUACUGGGCAAUCUCACAAAGAAGCGGCGUAAAAACUGGACAGUUUUCUCUUGAGAAGGUUGUUGAAGAAGAGUGUCGUAGAUGGAAGAAAAACAUUGCAGAUCUUUGGAUGGAUACAAGAUACUACGAGGAAUCAUAUCAUGACAUUCUCAGAAAUCCUUUGACAAAGAUACUCUGAUGCAUGCAGAGUUCAUAACUCAGGUUUUGGAGUCAGCAGUUUCAGCCAACAAUACAUACAGGAAACCUUCUUUGCUGGUGAAUUAAUAUUAGCAAUUCGGAAAUUUCUGUCACUACGGAUUUGAAACACGAACUCGAAGCACACACACCGACAGAAAUGAAAAGUUCUUAAUUAACUUGACUUCUCAACGGCCGGAAAGACAUGCGUCCCCGUCAAUCCGCUGCUUGAUCUAGCCACUAUUACUACAAAAUAGCUAGCUCGAGUCCAGCUUACACAUGACCGGUUCAUGCAUAUGUACUCCCUCCGUUCUUAAAUAUAAGUCUUUUUAGACAUUUCACUAUGAACUACGUACGAAGUAAAAUGAGUGAACUUACACUCUAAAAUAUAUCUAUAUACAUCCGUAUAUAGUUGGUAGUGAAAUCUUUAAAAAGACUUACAUUGAGGAACGGAGGGAUUACAUCAGCCAAGUCAACCAGCCGCAUGUAACCAUCAGGGUUAGUGAGCUCAUUUUCUAAAGAAAUCAGGGUCAGUGAACUAAUGUUUGUUACUCCUUUACUAUAUAUACGUACUAUUUGUGUAUCAUAUCAUCAACGACGCCCUGUCUGAGAUUGUUUCUCGGUGAGCCAAUUGAAUGACGAGUGGUGGCAACUACCGGUCGGUGUAGUAACGUUCCAACGAAGCAAAAAGAUCCAACAAAAAAUCAUUGAUAAUUUUUAGCACAUGCAUGGCAACAUAUGUAUACACAACAUAUGCCAAGGCUAGGUCUUCGAA